UAAAUGUAGGGAGCAGGCAUUCUUCAUGUUUUCCUCCACCCCUACACUGCACUUGAAAAACACGAAUUUUAAGAGGAGUUGAAAAAUAAAUUCAACUGGAGAAAUAUACAUACAGAAAAUAGCUUCUGAGAUUCAUAACUUCCUUGCCUUGUUAUCAAAUUUUCAUCUUUUUUAUACCCGAAUGGCUCGAAACAUGUUCACUCAGAGGGCAGUAAAAAUGUCAGCAGGAGCAGCAGCAUUAGCAAUAGCAUGGGCAGUAUUCACUGAAGUUGCCAGGGCAGAAAGGCCUCUGAAAGACGAGAUCAUCAAGGCGGAAAUUUUUGUUGAGCAAGAACCAAUUUUUGCGAGAGUGAUUAAUUUUCUAUGGCAGGCUGGAGGUUCUUCUUAUCAGCCUGUUUGGCCUGAGAUGAAGUUUGGUUGGAAAAUUGUAGUAGGUUCAGUAGUUGGAUUCUUUGGUGCUGCAUUGGGUAGUGUUGGCGGUGUUGGUGGUGGAGGAAUUUUUGUUCCAAUGCUCGCCUUGAUCGUUGGCUUCGAUCCCAAGUCUUCCACCGCGAUUUCCAAGUGUAUGAUAAUGGGGGCUGCAGGAUCAACAGUAUACUUCAAUUUGAGGCUUAGGCACCCAACAUUGGACAUGCCCCUCAUAGAUUAUGAUCUGGCGUUGCUCUUUCAGCCCAUGCUCAUGCUAGGGAUCAGCAUCGGAGUUGCCUUCAACGUCGUGUUUGCCGAUUGGAUGGUCACAGUUCUACUUAUCAUCCUCUUCUUAGGUACAGCAGCAAAAGCUUUGAUGAAAGGCGUGGAAACAUGGAAGAAGGAAACAAUGAUGAAGAAGGAAGCAGAAACUAUGUUAGAAUCGGAGACCAAACAGGAUGUUGCAGAGGGUUCUGGGGAAGACUACAAACCGCUACCUAGUGGUCCAGCUUCAUCACAAGAUGAGGAGGUACCAAUAACGCGAAACAUUUACUGGAAAGAGUUAUCGUUGCUCAUGUAUGUCUGGGUGGCUUUUCUUAUUGUCCAGAUUGUUAAGACAUAUACCGAAACUUGCUCAACCACGUUCUGGAUCAUGAACUCAUUGCAGGUACCAAUUGCACUUUCCGUAACGCUCUUCGAAGCCAUAUGCUUACGCAAAGGCACCAGAGUGAUCGCAUCAAAAGGAAAGGAAAUCACAAACUGGAAGUUGCAUCAGAUUUUUCUCUACUGCAGCUGUGGAAUUGUAGCUGGUAUGGUCGGUGGACUACUUGGCUUGGGAGGCGGUUUCAUCUUGGGACCUCUUUUUCUUGAAUUGGGAAUUCCUCCUCAGGUAGCAAGUGCUACAUCCACCUUUGCAAUGCUAUUCUCAUCCUCCAUGUCAGUUGUACAGUAUUACCUUCUCAACCGUUUCCCGGUCCCCUAUGCUGCUUAUUUCGUCUUGGUUGCAACAAUUGCUGCAUUUACUGGUCAGCAUGUAGUGAGAAAGAUCAUUGCAGUCCUUGGCAGAGCAUCCAUCAUCAUCUUCAUUCUAGCUUUGACAAUCUUCGUUAGCGCAAUCAGCUUAGGCGGAGUGGGCAUAGCAAACAUGGUUGAGAAGAUGGAGAAUCAAGAGUACAUGGGAUUUGAAAAUUUCUGUAUCCCGUCUUAAGGAUAUGUUGUGCAAUUCGAUUAUUGCCGUGGAAUUUCUCAACCCAAGAUAACUACAUCCACACUUCAAUCUACCUUUCAUAUAUGUUUGUAUAUUUUUCCAUUAAUUUUCUGGCAAAGGUUGCGUGCUAUCUAUGUACUGGACUUUUAAACAAUCAAUUGUUCCGAUCAGUUUCUAA
Molecule: messenger RNA, 1793 nt
Organism: Pyrus x bretschneideri (Chinese white pear)
Lineage: Eukaryota; Viridiplantae; Streptophyta; Magnoliopsida; Rosales; Rosaceae
Product: sulfite exporter TauE/SafE family protein 3-like
Exons: 12
Coding region: 182-1615 (477 amino acids)
Biological process (GO): protein ubiquitination
Cellular component (GO): Cul4A-RING E3 ubiquitin ligase complex; membrane
Source: RefSeq, a predicted model, not a curated record